UCAUUAGCGGAAAGUGCAAAAAAACUAGUGUUAAAUCAAAAUUUGCCACAAAUCUUUCACUUUUAUGGAAAAAAGUUGUCAUUAUUAAAGUCAGAGUAUAUAUACAAAAAAAAAAAAAACAAAAUGGAGAACACGGUGCAAAUUUCAUCUAAGACCAGCGACAGUAGCUCUGAACUUUUUAACAUUGAAUUGUCUGAAGGGAUUAGCGACUUUGUUGUCCAGUUUGAUGUCCUACAUGAUAGACGGCCAUCUGUGGAGCCUUUAAGUCUACAAAGUUGGAAUGGGGUCAAUAUAAAUUCGCACAUAGAUGUCACGCAAGCGAUAUUAAAACAGCUCGAAAAUUCUAAUCAAGAGACUGCAUUUCUCAAUAUACUACAACAUUUACUGAGCAUUGAUUCUAAACAUGAUUCAGCCAACAUUAUAUGGAAUACCAUAGAAAAGUUAGUUCACCGUGCAAAGUUAAUAGAAAAUCAAUAUGAUUCCGAAUGUUUGCUUAGAGGCGCCAUAGAGCAUAAGUUAACAUGUCCAAAUUGCAAUUAUAAUGAUGACCGUUGCUCGACCUCAAUCUUGUCCAAUCCGCCACGUGAAACAAAGACAACAUCCGCAUCGACCACACAGCAAUUGCUAGCUCAGCCUCCUUCGCUGCAGGGAAUCCCACCGCCACCUACGCAAGCAGUACAAUCUAUGUCCCCACCACCGCCACCUUUUAUGCCACCUCCGCCAUCUAUGACCGGAAUUCCACCUCCCCCACCAGCUUUUAUGCCACCUCCGCUAUCUAUGACCGGAAUGCCACCUCCCCCACCUAUGCUUGGAUUAGCACCUCCGCCCCCUAUACCUGGUAUGCCACCCCCACCACCACCAGGAGCUCCACGCAAUACUUUAAAUUCCUUAUUGCCACACCAAAAUAUACCACGUCCAAUAAAAAAAAUGAAGACCCUUAAUUGGAGUAAAAUUCCGCCAAUAAAAAUUCUUGGAAAACAAAAUAUGUGGACCAUUAUGAACAACAUACAGCCUCAGUGUAUUGAUUUUCAAGAACUGGAAGAGUUAUUCUGCCUACAAACCAAAACGGAGGUGGCAAAAUGUUCCGACAAUGUUGACGGCAAGUCGAAAAAGGACACGACCACCAUUCAUCUAAUCGAUGGAAAAAGAAGUUUAAACAUAAACAUUUUUCUAAAACAAUUCAAAGGAUACGAUACAAAUGAUGCUAUUAUCACACUCCUAACUAACGCAAAUCAUAAAGCCAUUGGACCAGAGAGAUUAAAAGGACUUUUAAAACUUCUGCCAGAGGCCGAAGAAAUUGAGACUUUGAAAAGUUUCGACGGCAAUCAUCAACGCUUGGGGAGCGCUGAAAAGUUUUUACUUAUGCUGAUUAAAAUUCCAAACUAUAAGUUGAGAAUUGAAUGUAUGCUACUAAAAGAAGAGUUUGCAGCAAAUAUCACCUAUCUAGAACCCUUGAUAAAUGCGGUCAUUGAAGCUGGCAAUGAACUGAUUAGCAAUAAGACACUGAUUGAUAUCAUCUACAUAGUAGUGACUGCCGGAAACUUUCUAAAUUCUGGAGGAUACGCUGGAAAUGCAGUCGGAGUUAAGCUGUCUUGCCUUACACAACUGACUGACAUACGUGCCAAUAAGCCCGGUGUCAAUUUAAUGCACUUUGUGACAACACAAAUUGAAAAAUGCAAUCCAGAUCUUUUACACUUUACGGACGAUCUUAAAUUCUUAGACAAUGUUUCCAAAAUUAAUCUUGAACAGAUAUCAAAUGAUAUAAAGGAUCUGGAGAUGCAGUUGCAAAAAAUUCAAAUACAGGUUGAACAGCCCAAUAUUGAUAAACCCAUCAAGGAUCAGAUGGAUGAAUUUUUGCAGAAUGCCAAGGACAAAAUCAAUCAAUUAAAAUUAUCUAUGGAUCAGGUGGAAUCAAUACGAUUGAAGGUUGCUGAUUUCUUUUGUGAAGAUGCACCAAAAUUUCGUUUGGAUGAAUGUUUCAAAGUAUUUUCAUCUUUUUGUGCGAAUUUUUUAGCGAGUCUCAAGGAAAAUGAAAAACGCCUGGAAACGGAAAGAAAAAUCCAGUUGCGACAAAAAGAAAGGGAUAACCUAAUGAAACUGAAGAGCACAUUGAGUUAUUCAAAAAGCUUCCCAGCAACAAAGCGAAAAAAAACAAGAAUCAGUUCGCUUGACUCAAAGACAAUACGAAUUGAAGUAACCGGUUCAACGGUCCAUCCCGAGCAUAAAGAUGACUCGUCCAAAUAUAAAGAUGAACUCAUGGAUUAUUUGGCAAACAAUUCCAACAAUGCCCAAAUACCGAAGCGUAAAACCCGCAUUGGAAUUUCAGUGAAAAGGAGCAUUGGGUCUGAAAGGGAGUACUCCGUUAUGUCAGCAGCAUAUGAGAAAGGAGAAGUUGAACCCGUUAUUGAUGGUUCUAAACUGCCAACGCCCAUUUCUGAGCAGUUAACUAUAGCAGAGAUAACGCAAACUGGAGAAGAGGACAGACAACGCACUAGGCCUCAUUGUAAAAUUUUUCAGAGAAGCCAUUCUCUUCAAAUCGAAACAGAUUUGGAAACCUUGCCAGAAGGCAAAUGCUUCGAUGGCAAACAAAAAUAUGGGCGAUUCACUUCGGUCGCUGAAAAUAGAACAUUGAAAAACGUUGAGCUUAAGCAACCGAUCUUUUUUUUUGAGGAGACUACCCAAAAACUGCAGAAGGUAACUGAUGAAUUGCAUAAAGAGGAUGGUGCUGCACUUGCUAAUAUUUCAAUCAAGCCCAUCUCACCUGUUUGUGACACCAAAAACAUAGAAGUAAAGCGUGAAUCCGUUGCAAGACGGACAAUACGCCAAAAGGAGCUACCAAAACUGGAUGUUUCAAAAAAACUUCCUAUAGAUGAGGCACCGCAGAGGGCGACGUCAGUUAACAUUGGUGGUGUAUCGGCAGAUCUCACACGUCGCCCAAUCUCACUUGGAACCUUGACCCAUGUGGUAGUGGCAGGAAAGCGCUUCCGUGGUCUUAACCAAGACGGCUUACGUGCAACUUUAAAAAGCUUAAAAACACCAGUUACAGUUCCAGAUUGCAUUUGGGGUGCUCACAACGAAAGACUAAAUUCAAUGCGCGGAAGCAGUAUUAUAGAUGCUUCAGAGUUCACAUUUCCAAAUGAAACAACUACGGAAUAUAACAAUGGCAAUGAGGAUGAGGAUGAUGAUGAUGUAUUUGAAAAAACUACAGAAUUGGAGAAAGUUGACUCGAAAGGAACUUCAAUGAAUAAAUCUAACAUCGAAAAAGGCAUUGCUUCCAAGAUACAAAAUGGUAAAUCGAUCGAUAAAGUAAAUGUAGAAGUGUCACAGCAAGAAGCAAAGACGAAUUUAAUUCAAUUGAUCGAUAGUAACCUACAGUGGACAUCCCCGAGCAAUGCUUGUAAAACAUCAGAAAAAAUUACCAAAGAUUCUAGUCCAACAUCAGUGUUAUCAAAUGACAAUUUUAAUACACAUAUUUUAUCAUUUCAAGAACAGCCAGCAGAUGGUCUUCAUAGCUACUUGAACCAUAAUCAUCAUCACCCAGUUAUGGGUGAAGAUGAUCCUAAAAAAACCAAUUAUUGUGGUAGUCAAAGUUCAUUAAACUUGUCAAACCUCAAACAUAUGGCAUCUGCCAAUAGCAAAGGGGAUUCUGGGGAGAAUAUUCAAUUUAGCCUGAACAAUAUCAAUGGACGGCUGACGGCUCAAGCGCAACAAGGGGGAGACCUUAAAGCGCCCCCUAACAUUAACUUGGGACCACAAUGCAAACAAGACAUGGUUGAACCAAACAAUUUUUGCGAAUCCAUUAAAGACAAUGCUCAUGCAACACCAAUGGACUCAAAGGAGAUCAUGGGCCACAUAUCGAUUAUGAGAAAUAAGCAAAUUGAUGACAUUGAUGUAAACAGGGUUAAAAGCGACACUCUUUCAAAUCAAUACGCACCAUCUCUAGACUUCGUUAAUGACAAAACAACGGCAAAACCAAGCAAAUCAAAUAAUAAGAUGGCCAAUAAGAAUAUUUUCAAUGAAAAUAUAACGCAAGACGAUCAGUACCACAAUUUCAUAGCAAACGAAUUCCAUGACACGAAUUUUGAGCAGGCAAACGAGAACCGAAAUGAACUUGCAAAGACAAUUGUGGGGGUACAACCAAAUCUUUCAAACAAAUCAGAACAUGGAGUGCUUCUAAAAAAAUCUUCAAAAAGUCACCAAAGAAUUGAUCAAGCCGAAGGCCAUACCUAUAAAAAACUACCAGAUAUUGUUCCAAAGGCGAAUUGCCAAAACGAUUCAUCGGCACCAAGAAAUUCUGAAGCUAAUCAUCCGCUUCAAGCCAAUGAUGUUGCCUUGAAUGGUGAUUCAGACAAAGUCCAGACAAAUUCAAACGAACAGCAGACUUCGUCACCAACCCCAGUAAAACGAUUACCCAAAGCUGAUAAUGCAGACAAAAAAUCAUGCGACUCCACAACUGGCCGCUUUAAAUUAAAACUUUUUUCAAACAAAGCUAAGCCCAUCGCCAAGAAGGAAAAUAAAAUUCAGUCUUCUUCCACCAACAAAGAACUUUCAAAGCCUACACAGCAACCAGCACCUAAAACUUCGACAUUGAAAAAACUCUCAUCAAGUUGGGCGCAAAAACUGAACUUGACCAAAUCAAAAGAUGAUGCCAAUGCAAGCAGGAGUACAACUAUUAAUACACCCAACAAGCGCACCUCAUCCGAUCGCCAUAACAGUUUUCGAUCUUCUCGGACGUCUAGCGUAAGUUCUGCAACAGUAAGCAUUAACGGUGCCACAAUGAGAGCGCGCUUUUCAAAAAAUUCCUCAAAGCCCAUUGCUGUGGCGCAAAACAGGCGAAACACUAAUGCCUCCGAUGCCUUUAAGACGUCCCCCAAAUUCAAAGAUAAAAACGUAGACAGCAGCACUAGCUCUAAUCGAAGCAAAGGCGUUUACAUUGAGAAACGAUCCUCGUUAACAUGUCUUAAUAGAGACAGUUUUAAAACAUCAACUCCUUUCAAUUCUGUUAGCACAAACAAUUCUACGACUACUACCGCAAAGAAUGUUUCCCAUGGAAACACUUUCACCUCUACGUCACAGAGGAAUAUCAGCAACAAUUCUCAUAUCCAGAGAGGUUCCUUAAGUGCGUCAAAAAAUUCAAACUCCAGACAACAAAGCACAAUUUCUACCUAUUACCCAUUGAGCUCAAAGUCCAAAAACGAUUUGUCAGCAACUACGAGCAUUCCUAACUCCCCACAAAGAAGUUUAAAUGUACAUAGUAGUUCAAUAUUGACUCCAAAAUCAAAACCAGGUUCCCGCUGGAAAUAAUGGAUUAUUGACUACUGAAACAGUGCCAAAUACUUAUAUAGUUAAAAAUAUUUCUCAUUUUAUUAGCUCAAGCCUCUUAUUGGCUAAGGGACUACAUUUCAGUUUAUUUUAUCACUGGCCAAACAAAAACAAAACGCCAAAUCCUGCUAAAACAAUUAGUUUCAAAAAUGAAAAUAACUAUUAAAUUUAUUCACUAAUUUGCAAUUUAAUUAAAUUCAUUGAGACUUGUGCCCUUAAUUGCAUAAUUUAUAUAACACCAUGGCAAUCCUGGAGACAGAUGUACUACAUAAAGGCUGGUACUAUGUUCGUUGUUAACCGUCGAAAACCCAUGUUUUUCGCUAUUACUUUUUUGAAGCACUGCACAAAUAACAAUUUUACUAAAAUUUUAUCAUAUCUAAUGAGGAAAUGUCCUACUGAGUGAAAUCAGCCGGUUAGUUUUUGCCCUAAAAUCUAUUAUUAAAAACAAAAAAUGACUGGCGAAAAAUAUCGCGAAAAACUUGAUUGUACUUGAUAGUUGUCACUUCUCUAAAAUUAUUACUGCACUACACUGUAUUGUACUGAAUAGGGAUAUCUAACACUAGCAGAAAUUGUAUGUUUAAUUAUUUCGUUAGCGCCUUAGCAAUU
Messenger RNA from Stomoxys calcitrans (stable fly), 5928 nucleotides. RefSeq lists its product as uncharacterized. The coding region runs from base 124 to 5304 and encodes 1726 amino acids. NCBI's taxonomy places the organism in Eukaryota, Metazoa, Arthropoda, Insecta, Diptera, Muscidae. The transcript is spliced from 11 exons. The record is from RefSeq and is a predicted model, not a curated record.